Messenger RNA from Tachysurus vachellii, 1461 nucleotides. RefSeq names its product receptor-type tyrosine-protein phosphatase eta-like. Bases 70 to 1461 code for a protein of 463 amino acids. NCBI's taxonomy places the organism in Eukaryota, Metazoa, Chordata, Actinopteri, Siluriformes, Bagridae. The record is from RefSeq and is a predicted model, not a curated record. The transcript has 8 exons. Gene Ontology annotation, molecular function: protein binding.
CAACAAUCUCACUUCACAUUUCAGGUGACAUUCAGGUUUUUAUGAAUCACUUUGUGCUGUAGAACUGAUAUGAAGAUGAUGGAGCUGCUAUUGGUUUAUUUCUCUGUGGCUCUUCAUCUGUGGAGAUUUUCAUCCCUGGCGUCUCCUCCUAAAGUCAUUGGUGUGACUGUAAAAGCUCGAUCUGAGACCCUGCUAACCUUGGAGUGGACUAAAGUGAACAAUUUCAGCUACAUAUUGAGAUACAGUAAUGGAACAGAAACUCCUCUUAUUGUAUCUGCUCAUGGGUCUGUGUUAAGAUCUACAGUCUCCUCUCUGUCUCCUGGGACCAAGUAUGCCUUUGUUUUGUAUGCAGUGUUUAGAGGAGCAAAGCAAAGUGCUUUCAACUUUACUGCUGUUACCAGUCCUUCUAAUGUCGCCAGUGUGUCUGUAAAGGCUCGUUCUGAGACUGCAAUAACACUUGAGUGGAGUAAAGUGAACAACAAUAAUCAAUACAUUUACAUGGUUAGGCAAAGCAACAGGUCUGAAGCAUACGUUCCCAUGUAUUGGGGAGGAUCUACAGCAACAUACACCGUAUCCCUUUUAAGUCCUGGAACCAAAUAUAACUUUACUCUUUACACAGUAUUUGGUGGAGAAAAGAGCAGUGGCUACAACUUCUCAGCAGCAACCAUGCCUGUGAAUGUGGCAAGAGUUAACGUAACACAGCGAUUUGCAGAUCAGUUAGAACUGUCUUGGAAUCAAAUAAGAAGCAAUAAUCUCAGCUACAUCCUGAGAGACAGCAGCAAGUCUGAGACCGCAAUUGCUGCGUUAGGGAACGGCUCUGUGAUGACGCAUACGCUUUCAUCACUCGCUCCUGGGACCAGAUACAACUUAACUCUCUAUACAGUGUUUGAUGGCAUAAGGAGUAGAGGCCUGACCUUCACUUCAGUCACAGCAUCUCUUACUGUGACUGGUCUGCGUUGUGAGCGUCUGUCUGGAGGAACUUCUUUGGCUUUAGUUUGGGAUGCUCCCUUUGGACAAUGGACAGGAGUAGAAGUGCAGAUGAAGGGAAGAAACCCUCAAUACUUAAAUGGAACAAGACUUGAACUCCAAAAUCUUUAUCCUGCCUUUUGGUACCAUGUGAUGCUGAAAUUAUAUUCAGGAGAUAUAAAGAGUGCUCCAGUUUCAAUCAGCUGUCAGACUGAUGCAAGAGGAGUGAUCGCAGGAGUCGUGUUGGUUCUUCUUUUUGUGGUCUUCGUUAUUUGUCUUGGAGUUGUGAAUCAUAGGAAGACAAUCCUGCAAAGACGUCGAAAAACUCAGUCGGACUUGCACACCAAUCAAACAUCAGUUCAAGGAGCAGAGGAAGGUGUAUAUAAUGUUCCUGAUCCGGCAAAACAACAGUCAUCUGAGGGCAAGAAGCACUUUGGCCAGAGACUGUGUACGAAAAAGAAAGUUAACCCUAUUCAAGAAAACCCUUACCAUUAG